This is a messenger RNA of Aspergillus nomiae NRRL 13137, 833 nucleotides long. RefSeq lists its product as uncharacterized. The transcript has 2 exons. Bases 234 to 833 code for a protein of 199 amino acids. NCBI's taxonomy places the organism in Eukaryota, Fungi, Ascomycota, Eurotiomycetes, Eurotiales, Aspergillaceae. The record is from RefSeq and is a predicted model, not a curated record.
CCUUCAUACUGGUCUAUGCAAACGAUGAUAUCACAGUUUGUCCGUAAUUACGACUGUCGCUUGUGCUUGCACGCUCUCCCUCGCGUCCAUUCCCUUCUCGGGAAAGGUCUGCUGCUGUGAGUUGCUGACUGGAUCUGACGCUUGUUCCCAUACAUCGAACUAUAGACACCCGGUUCAAACCACUUGACUGUACACACGGGAAAUAGGAGGAUUUUUGGGUACCGCUUGCCAACAUGAGUUUUCGCGAAAAGGUUCGCAGGGUGUUUCGUCGCUCGUCUAGCGGUUCGAAAUCGAAGGACCAGUCCAAUCCCAUCAAAAUCGAGUAUUACAAGCGCCAUGAGAUUCCACCGUCCAAGUUCAAGGGCCCAUUUGACCGCGAGCAUCAAAAGAGGCUGGCGGCAUGGUCCUUUGGCGACGCCCAGGACGAACGCCCUCGUUCCUCGGAUCUCUCUUUGUCCCCUUGCGCAUCGUUGCCCGACUAUUUGAGGCCUCGUGUCCAGGAGCAUAGUGUGGCUCCUGACGAGAUUCCCUCGAUUGCCCCAGAGCAUUUGUCUGAUGUUUCCGCCACGAUCUCCGACGACGAGCGCCAGGAGAACAAUGGAUCCACCUCCUCGACUGCGUAUGAUCCGGACAGCUACAGCAGCUCCAUGAUGACUCUCUUCGACGAAGUGAUCCGACAGGACUCGAUCGCCCACCUCAAGGAGACCAUCCGGUACACGUCACCCGUGGUCCGGGCCAUCUCCCCACCCCCGCUGUCCCCCAAGGGCAGCUACAUGCCGUUUGCCCCCGAAGAUUUGACCCGUGCUUUGAAUGCCGUGCAAAUCUGUGGGUAA